This is a messenger RNA of Closterium sp. NIES-67, 471 nucleotides long. Lineage: Eukaryota; Viridiplantae; Streptophyta; Zygnematophyceae; Desmidiales; Closteriaceae. The record is from the annotation of a GenBank genome assembly.
ACACACUAGAUCUUAACCAUUUUUUGAGAACAUUUCCAGUAGAAACUCUCGUGGCGCGGCGAAUACGCAGCGCCAAAGGAGUGCACGCACCCUCCCGCCUCACUCUCGCCUUAGAGCCGCAUCUUCUGGCAAAAAAAAAUCGCCCGUAGCAUGCGAUUUUAUGCCGUACCGUCCUCCCACCCUUCGCGUCGCGACCAGCCCUCCUGCUGCUUGCGUGGGCCGCUGUCCGUGCUGCCCGCUGCUCGCGCUCGCACCGCCCCCUGCCGCUGGCCGCUGUCCCCUGCUCAUGCUGCCCGCUGCCGCCCGCUGCUCGCGCUGCCCACUCGUAUCUCAAAAUCUCUCUCUGCCCAUCUCUCUGUCCAUCUCCCCGUCAUCCCUUGCUCCCAUACUCCUCCCAUUUCCCCCUUCCCCCUUCCUUUCACUGCACGGAUAAACUCUUGCAGGGGGUGCCAUUUUCACCCGAAUUUUAGC